AUGGUUAGAUGUUCUUUGUCAGAAGGUGCUUUAGUACAGAAAAAGCAUUAUAAUGAUGAUUCUACUAAAAGGAAAAAAUCUAAAGAAAAUAAAGUUAAAAAAGAACAACAAAAAAUGAGUAUUUGUAGUCAAAUAUAUCCAGUAAUUGAACAAAGAAAGGAAAAUAGUAAUAUGGCUUUUGAAGAUAACAAAGAUAGUAAUGGCAGAUUUGUUGUCGAACCAGUAAUUUCAACAAAAAGGCGGAAUUUGAGCUCCGGACAAUUAUUUCCCUCGGUUAGAGCAGUUCGUAGAAAUGCAUUUGCUUUAAUGCCUUGGAAAACAAUUAGCGAUAGUGAUGAAAGUUCUGAGGCAGGUACUUCCCCUCCGAAAAAAAUUUCUUGUCCAGACCUAAAAAUGGCAACUAUACAUUCACAAUGGGGGCCUUUUGACCAUCAAUUAUCUCUAUCUAGAAAUAUUUCUGAGUAUGUUCGUUCAGUAAAAAGAAAAUUAAGAAUGAUGCAAAAUAAACAUUUGGCAGAACCUGUUGAUUAUGAUUUACAUGAUGAUGAACGUAGAGAAUGGGAAUUAGCUAAAUUAUGUGAGGAAAUAGAAAUUGAAGAAAAAUUAAUUGAUCCUGCCCCAUUUCAAGUAAAAAAUAAAUUGAAAAUAAUAUUUAAUUUUAAUCUCCAAGUUGGUAAGAAGAACAUCAGUUUAUAA
Molecule: messenger RNA, 696 nt
Organism: Meloidogyne enterolobii
Lineage: Eukaryota; Metazoa; Nematoda; Chromadorea; Rhabditida; Meloidogynidae
Source: the annotation of a GenBank genome assembly